This is a messenger RNA of Letharia columbiana, 867 nucleotides long. RefSeq lists its product as uncharacterized. Lineage: Eukaryota; Fungi; Ascomycota; Lecanoromycetes; Lecanorales; Parmeliaceae. The record is from RefSeq and is a predicted model, not a curated record. The transcript has 3 exons. The coding region runs from base 1 to 867 and encodes 288 amino acids.
AUGAACACAAUCGUCUUCGGCCACCCCUCGGCGAAUCCGCUACUGCUGGCAAUCGAGGCCGCAAGCGAGCCCAACAGCUACCUACUACUGCUCAUAAACGCUCACACCAAACGCGUCCGGGAUCGAAUAAUAAUCCUUCCACCUAUUUGGUUAACCAUUCUUCUUCCACCAUUCUACCAAUUCUACCAAUUCUACCAAUUCUACCAAUUAGGAGGAGUAAGAGGAGGAACUACAACAGGCAAAUGCGGAGAAUACUGCGGAGAAACCAAGCGGCAACAAGGCUACCAUCGUCAAGAACACGGCUCAGCUCUCCAAGAUCCCACGUCAUAUGCUCUCCACGGUUCCGCAUCAAAUCAUCACUCAGCAAGCGAAGAACACCACUGCAACUUGGCCGUUCCACAUCAAAUCAUUACUCAGCAAGCGGAGAACACCACUGUAACUUGGCCUGUCAUCCCCACUGCAUUGAGGAGUAAGAGGAGGAACUACAACAGGCAAAUGCGGAGAACACUGCGGAGAAACCAAGCGGCAACAAGGCCACCAUCGUCAAGAACACGGCUCAGCUCUCCAAGAUCCCACGUCAUAUCAGUUAUCCACUCAGUCAGCCACUCAGCUAGCCACUCAGCUAGCCACUCAGCUAGCCACUCAGCUAGCCACCAGCUAGCCACUCAGUCUGAUACUCUACAAGAGGAGGAGCAAGAGGAGGAACUACAACAGGCAAAUGCGGAGAACACUGCGGAGAAAUCAAGCGGCAACAAGGCCCCCAGCACCAAGAACACGGCUCAGCUCUCCAAGAUCCCACGUCAUAUGCUCUCCACGGUUCCAUAUCAAAUCAUCACUCAACAAGCGGAGAACACCACUGCAACUUAG